CACUGGGUCUCUGAAGUCUUCCUUCCAGCUGUGCCUUCUACAUCUCCUCUGCGCCCAGCCAUGAAUUCACUGAUAGCUCUCGUACUCCUAGGUCAGAUUUUAGGAUGCACGCUUAGCCAUCACUUGGACCUGCCCUCAGACUGCAAUAGCAAAGAAGCUGAACAAUAUGCAGCUUUGGUAGUAGACUACAUCAAUGCCCAUAAUGUUCAUGGAUACAAACAAGCUCUUAAUGUGAUCAAGGAUAUAGUCAUCGUGAAAAAGUUAACAGGCAAAGCUAUCUACAUGGAGCUAGGCCUUCUAGAGUCAAAAUGCCCUGUGUUGUCUCCAACUCCUAUUGAGAACUGUAUUGUAAGAACACAGCAACAGCAUGCUGUUGAAGCAGACUGUGAUGCCAAGUUGCUCAGUGUUGACGGCAGCACCAAAGUGGUUGCUGUGAAAUGCCACUCAAGUCCAGAUUCUGUGGAAGAUUUGCUGAAGCUUUGUCCUGACUGUCCAGUUCUUUUGCCUCUGAAUGACCCUGCUGUGAUAGAAGCUGCCGAAUAUGUGCUCCAUAAGCACAAUGAGCAAAAUCUCGGCCGUGCCUACAAAAUCCUUGAGAUUUCAAGGGGGCAGCACCAUCAUUUGCCUAACCUGGUCUAUGUGGAGUUUGCUAUCGUGGAGACUAACUGCUUGGUUCAAGAAGCCCACGAUGGCCAACAUGACUGCCUCCCCAAAGCAGCAGCAGAUGCACAUGUUGGGUUCUGCAGAGCAACUGUUUUUAGGAAGGAUGCUGCCACUGAAAAACUUACAGAUGAAAAGUUUGAGUCAGACUGUGUCAUCUUUGACCACAAGGCUGGAGAAUCCCACGUUCACUUGAUUGAACAUCACCUUGGAAAAAAUAUUCCUUCCCCUGGACACAACCACACAGUCCUCAACCUCGUGCAUUCACACAAUGACACAAAUGCCUCAUACGAGUCUCAUUCCGCUGAAGUUCUGCCAGAAGUCGCAGCCCCUGUGGUCAAAAGAGAAGCUCCACCAACAGAGGUACCACAUACAACUCACCACAUGCACCCUGCGAAACUUUGCCCAGGAAAGAUACAUCACUUCAAGUUGUAGGACAGCCAUGCCAGAGAGUGUGGAGAAACUGCCCAGUCAAUGCAAAACCGUUUUCCAAAUCUGAACUCAAACCUUGAAUCCAAAAAGGGUUUACCCUGAUACAUUGCAGCCUUUGCCAACUGUUGUGAUCACCCACGUGUUGUUAUGAGAAAGAGGCUGUGAAUUGUGCCUGAUUUUAGAAAUGCAGAUUCUGAUGCUCGCUGUGAAUUUAACAUCUCCCAUCUCCCUGCUCAGCCAAGGAGCAAGUGAGCAAGGGCAAAUUUAAACAGGGCUUGCGUUAGCCCAAGAGUGAAGAUCCUUCCUUCCUUCCUUCCUUCCUUCCUUCCUUCCUUCCUUCCUUCCUUCCUUCCUUCCUUCCUUCCUUCCUUCCUUCCUUCCUUCCUUCCUUCCUUCCUUCCUUCCUUCCUUCCUUCCUUCCUUCCUUCCUUCCUUCCUUCCUUCCUUCCUUCCUUCCUUCCUUCCUUCCUUCCUUCCUUCCUUCCUUCCUUCCUUCCUCCCAAGAGAAAAUACCCAGCAUUUGACAACAGUAUCCCCAAACCCUCAUCAGCUCUAUUUGUUAUGAGAGGUUUUUUCCCCUUACUACUUGCCACAUUAUUGUACAGAGGCAACACUGAAAAAAGUCCAAUGUUCUGGCAGCAAAAGGCACAGGGUACUUCAUAAAUAAAAUGUUCAAUCCUAAAA
This is a messenger RNA of Candoia aspera, 1776 nucleotides long. RefSeq names its product alpha 2-HS glycoprotein (gene AHSG). Gene Ontology annotation, molecular function: cysteine-type endopeptidase inhibitor activity. Gene Ontology annotation, biological process: negative regulation of endopeptidase activity. Gene Ontology annotation, cellular component: extracellular matrix; extracellular region; blood microparticle. NCBI's taxonomy places the organism in Eukaryota, Metazoa, Chordata, Lepidosauria, Squamata, Candoiidae. The coding region runs from base 61 to 1095 and encodes 344 amino acids. The record is from RefSeq and is a predicted model, not a curated record. The transcript has 7 exons.